AUGCUGUGGGUGCUUUUGCUGACCCUCCCCUACAUGAGGGGCUCCGUGCCUGUGACCCCAGCUCCAAGCCCAGAAAUUGAGCUUGUGGGCAUCGUGGGAGGACAUGAUGCCCCCACCGGGAAGUGGCCAUGGCUGGCCAGCCUGUGGAUCCACAACCCAGAGAAUGAGUGGAUGCUUGAAUGUGGGGGCUCCCUCAUCCACCACCAGUGGGUGCUGACUGCCGCCCACUGUGUUAAAAAGGGAAGACUGGAGCCUCGGCAAUUUGGGGUCCAAGUGGGACAAGUGAAAUCCUCUGAGAGUGACAUUCUUCAGAAGGUGACUGAGGUCAUCGUCCACCCCAACUACAAUCCUAUGCUGAAAGGAGCAGGUGGAGGAGACGUGGCACUUCUCAAACUGGCAGCUCCCGUGAUGCUGUCUGAUCGAGUCAACCUGGUCGCCCUCUCUCAUCCAGAACUCAGGGUCCCUGCAGGCACGAUGUGCUGGGUGACCGGCUGGGGUGACAUCAGAUUUGAUGUGCCCCUGCCCACGCCCUACCAUCUGCAGGAGGUGGAGGUCCCCAUAGUGGAGGAUGCCAUGUGUAGGCGGCAAUAUGGCAAGGUCAAUAAGGUCAUCAAGGAAGACAUGCUGUGUGCUGGGAGCCCAGGCUGGGACUCUUGCCAGGGAGACUCUGGGGGCCCCCUGGUCUGUAACUUGAGGGGCAGCUGGUUCCAGGUAGGGGUAGUGAGUUGGGGCCAACGCUGUGGUCUUCAAGGAUGCCCUGGAGUCUGUGCCCGAGUGACCUUCUACUCCAAAUGGAUCCACCACCAUAUCUCUUCAUCUCCUUGA
Orycteropus afer afer is the source of this 825-nucleotide messenger RNA. RefSeq names its product mastin-like. The annotation marks the transcript as partial. The transcript is spliced from 5 exons. Gene Ontology annotation, biological process: proteolysis. Gene Ontology annotation, molecular function: serine-type endopeptidase activity. NCBI's taxonomy places the organism in Eukaryota, Metazoa, Chordata, Mammalia, Tubulidentata, Orycteropodidae. The record is from RefSeq and is a predicted model, not a curated record.